GGGAGAAAGAAAGGAAUGGAAAGCGAGUACAGUAGAGUAGAGAGAGAGAGAGAGAGAGAGAGAGAGAGAGAGAUAAGAAGAAAAAAGAUCGAAAUCCAAACCAACUUAUCACUCAGUUCUUUCACUCUCCCCCAAACCAAAAUGCCGAUCAACAGCGAUUCUACGCCGCCUCCUGUGAUCGGCAAAAUCGGGCCUUACACAGUUUUCAUGACCCCACCAUCUACUCCCAGUCCCAAACCCUCCUCCGACCCCAUUAUUCAUUCUCCCAAUAAGAUCGUUCCUCCGCCGCCGCAGAUUCCCAAAACCCCUCUCUCCCCCAAACCCCUCUCCGAUGCCUCACUUUCCACCUUCUUCAAAAACGCUGUCACUAAGGUCCAAACAGCCCAUUCAAGUUUGGAUGAUCAUCUGGCACGUUGGUUUGGAUUGAAUCAGUCAAAGUAUCAGUGGGCUCUUGAUGAUUAUUAUGAGACCAAAGGAAUGGAAAAAGGAGACAUAAAAGUGAAAGAAAUAUCAAGCAAAGUACAGAGUGUUUGACUUGCUUAGAGCUGGAUUAAUCAAAAGCGAGGCAUGAAGACUCUUGCUUUGAGUAUAUUUAUACCUUUUGUAUUUACAUGUGGAGUAGAACAAAUGCGUCUGAUAUGUCAAAGAGUUAUUUGAUCUACAUCCAUUGAUCUGAUUCAAUGGUUAUUUUGCGACUCCUGCAGUCGAGUCUGAUUAUUUGGCAGUCUGUUCCUGUAAUCUAAUUAUCAAGUUAUUUUCUGGGGCAAAUGUUUUGUUCUUAGUUUCAGUCGUGCUUUUGGGCUUCUGAAUCUCGGAGCUGUUUUGUAUUUGUACUUGGUUAAGGGAAAAAAUUGACAGUUGCCUU
Messenger RNA from Abrus precatorius (Indian licorice), 865 nucleotides. Its product is annotated as proline-rich receptor-like protein kinase PERK2. Bases 16 to 534 code for a protein of 172 amino acids. The record is from RefSeq and is a predicted model, not a curated record. The transcript has 4 exons. Lineage: Eukaryota; Viridiplantae; Streptophyta; Magnoliopsida; Fabales; Fabaceae.